CUCUGUCUGUCGCUCAAUCAGAGCUUGUCGAGGAAGUUGUCGAGUGAUGGUAUGUCCUCUUUGAGAUUCUUGCGCCUCCGGAUGGCCUUGACGAGCUCCUCGGUCUUGCCGCCCUUCUCGAGGGGGUCGCCCUGGACCACCGCCCAGUGAUCGAACACACACUGGGGGAACGCCUUGCCGCCCGUCGCCAAACGCAGAUCCGUUGUGAACCCUGCACACCACACCAUAAGAUGACACACACUCAUCUCAUCUAUCGCCCGCAGGCAAUGGGGUGAUAUAUAUACCAUGUAUAUGUGUGUGUGUGUGUGCGUGUGCGUGUGCGUGUGUCCGACCGAAUGACUUGGCAACGGGCAGGUGCGCCUUGACGUUGACGAGUGGCGUCCCCUCCUUCUGUAGCUCAGAGAUGACGUGGCCGCGGCGCUGGUUGAGGGUGCUGUAGAUGCCGCCCACCUCAGCCUGAUUGAUUCAUGGAGAGAAGAAAUGCAGCCAUGAAGCCACUGAGUGAGCCACAGGCAGGCAGGCAGGCAGGCCUGUGUGUAUGUGUGUACCUACCUGUGUGCAGGUGAUGUCGACGAGGAAGAUGGGCUCCAGCAGCCGCGGGGCCGCCAGCAUCUCAGCGGCGUAGCACACACGACGCAUCGCGGGCACAAUCUGACCGCCGCCCCUGUAUGUCACACACACACACACACACACAAGGGCGAGAGAAAGGUGCGUGCACCGCGCCAGCCAUUGAUUGGGACAUGUGUGUCUAUAUGUAUGUGUGUGUGUGUGUGUGUGUGUGUGUGUGCAGACAGACACACCUGUGUGGGGCGUCUGAGUGUAUCUUUGCAUCCAGGAUAUUGAACCGGACGCCCCGCACAGUCUCCUCGCACAGGACGCCAUCCUUGGUGGCCCACUGCAGGCCGCUGGCGCAGUGGUCCUUGAUCUCGUUCAUAUACUGGACACCUGCACACACAGACAGACAGACAGACAGACACAAAGAUGGAGGGAGUGAGAGAGAAAGAGGGCAGGGUAUGUGUGUGUGAAUGCGUGCCUGUGGUCUUGUCAAUGAGGACGUUUGGUCCGGUGGUCUCGGGCCCGAAACACCAUAUUUUGAGGCCAUCGUUCUUGUCCUGACACCAACACGACAGACAGACAGACAGACAGACAGUGGCAAUGUUGGCUGAUGUGCCGGUCGUCCAGGCCGUCUCUGUCUCUCUCUCUGUGUGUGUGUGUGUGUGUGUGUGUGUGUUGAGGGCGUUGGAUUGGCUACCCAGUUGUACUUCUCCGUAAGGACCCUUGCCCGCUCUUUGGGGUCGUCGCGCGCCGUGAUGAUGCCCUUGUCGAUGUCGUCAGCCAAUCCAUCCGGAAAUGGCUCAGCCUGCAAGCACACACACACACACACAGACACAGAGGAAUAGAGAGACCCGCUGUUAGCCGUUCUGUCCUGUUGCUGCCACGGUUGUGUGUGUGUGUGUGUGUGUGUGUGUGCAGGCUACCGUGCAGAAGAGUCGGUUUAGUUUGUUGGCUGAUUUGGCCAGGCACACCUGGGAUGAGCUCUGGGACACCGUCUCGCGGUAGGACACGAUGGGGUCCGACACGUCGAUGUCGAUCUGGGCGUACUCCUCCCUCAGGUCCUUGAUGCAGAUCUCAAUGUGCAGAUCACCGCAACCUAACAACCAACACAGCGGUGUGUGUGUGUGUGUGCGUGUGUGUGUCGGUACUUACCUGCGACGAUGUGCUCGCCGGAUUCCUCAGUUGUGCAGACGACGAGCGGGUCCGACUUGGAGAGGCGCCUGAGGCCCUCAACCAGCUUGGGAAGCUCCUUUGGGUCUUUGGGCUUGACGGCCACGCGCACCACAGGCGACACGCUGUACUUCAUGUCGGUGACGUUGUGCGCCUGAUCCCAUGUGGUGAUCGUCCCCGACUUGAGAAGGUACCUAUUGUGCGUCAUCCAUCGAGACGGCCAGGUGUCUGUGGGUGUCUGUCUGUCUGUGUGUGGGGUGUUUGCUGGCCUACUGGUCGACUCCGACAAGGGCGACUGUAUUGCCGCACGGAACAUCCUCCACCUGUCCAUCAGCAUAACACAUAACAUGUGUCACCGCGUCUCGUCUACUUGUGUAUGUGUGUGGCUGACCCUGUGGAAUUUGUUGCCCAUCAUGAGCACAGUUCGCUGAAUGUUUUUGACCGUCACGUCCUCCUUGCCGCCCGGCACGUAGUGCGGCCCCUGGAUGCGCACCUUCUGGCCCGUCGCAAUCGUGCCCGAAAACACCCGACCGAACGCAUAGAAGCGGCCCUUCUCGUUGGCUGGCACCAUCUUAGACACGUACAUCAUCAAGGGGCCGUUCGGGUCACAAUUCCUGCACACACACACACACACACACACACAUGGAUGCACCCACCCCUCCGCCACCCUCUGUGUGUGUGUGUGUGUGUGUGUGCGGACUACCUGAUGGCGUUGGCGGCUUCGUCGUCCAUAGGCCCCUCAUAGAGGCUGGCCACGCGGUACCGCUGCGCCUCGACUGGCGAGGGCAGGUGCGCGACGAUCAUGUUGAGCAGUGUGUCGCCCGCACUGAGCCACUCCUGCAUCACACACUUCAGCAACGCCUUGCCCGUCUUCUCCUUGUCGGCCGCUGCAUAUCACACACACACACAGGGAGGGAGGGAGGGAGGGCUUAAGGUGAGGAGGGUACAGUCGGGUGCGGUGUGAUGUGAUACAUACCUUUGAGGACGACCCCCAUGUUCUCGAGGAACUUGGUGUACUUCUCCUUGUCGUCAGUCAUGAUACUGGUGGGUGCCGCCGGAUCACACACGCACACACACACACACACAGAGGGAGAGAGAGAGAGAGAGGAGUUGCUGGCCUGCCUGUGUUGCGCAUUUGAUCAGGAAGACGCCUACCUGGUGAAGACUUGGCAGAUGGGGUCCAUAAUGAGCUCACAGAAUCCGCGGCGGCUCUCAUUGUCGGCAGUCCUGGACCACCUCUUUGUCCGGGGAUUGAAGUAGUUGUCGCCCCACAAACGCUGUAAUACGCACACACAUGCUGGUCGUGGGCUGCUCCUCUGAUCACUGCCUGCCUGCCUGCCUACCUGCAUCAUCUUGUCCUUCUCGACGCCGUACUUUUUGGCGUAGAUCCUGGCGAACACGUCAAUCGUGAAGGCCCACCCCUGCAGACCUGACCCAAAGCUCACGGUACCCUGCCACACACACACACACACGUGGUGGGUCGGUUGUUUGGUCGGGGUGUGUGUGUGUGUGUGUGCGUGUGUGUGUUGUACAGACCUGCUCAGGGUAGAUCUGGGCGUCGCCCAUGAAAUCAUCAUUGUAGGUGGCGAUGACCACAUUGACGCUCUCUAUCGCACGCUUAAACUUCUGCACAACACACACACACACACACACACAGGGAGGCGUUCAGCCAACAGUCGUGUGCUUGCUUGUGCCCCCGCUCCACUGCCCCAUUGCCUGCCUGUCUGCCUGCCUGUACGUGUGUGCGGCCUUCAGAUACCUGGUAGAUGUCCUCUCCGUCCAUCUGCAGCUCGAGGAUUGCCCUGUCGACCUUGUUGACGUGCAGCACCGGGCGGACCCGCUCCUGCAGUGCCUGACGCAGCACCGUCUCGGUCUGGGCGCAGACGCCCUCAACGGUGUCCACCACCACCAACGCACCGUCCGUCACACGCAACGCCGCCGUCACCUCGGACGAAAAAUCCACGUGGCCCGGCGAGUCGAUCAAACUGCUCACAUGGAUGGCAAACACACACACACACACACAUGGAUGGAUGGAUGUGCUGUCUUGAGACUCACGUGUGUGGCUGUGCUGUGUGUGUAUAGUUUACUUGAUGAGGAACGGCUGUUGGCCCUUGUCGUCCUCCAAGUCCGCCUCGAAGUAGAGUGAGAUGCCGGUUGACUUGAUGGUGAUGCACCGCUCCUGCUCGUCCUGUCGGACGUCGGUGAAGCGGACGUCGCCAGCCGCCCUCGACGCGAUGAUGCCGGCCUUGCUCACCAAAGAGUCGGUGAGGGUCGACUUGCCGUGGUCAACACUGAUGAUUGAGGCAGCACAACAGUGGUCAUCAUGAUUCUGUGUGUGUGUGUGUGUGUGGAUGGCUGGCUGCCUGCGUUGGUGGUUUCCUUACUGUGCGAUGACAGACAGGCAGCGAACGUUCUUGGGCCUGUCCAUGAUCUCCCUAAUCUGAUCCACUGUGAAGUUCACCUAAACACACGUCAUGCAGAGAGAGGUGAUUGACACAAUGUGUGUGUGUGUGUUGGCAAGAGAGCUUACCAUCGUCACUGGUGCGCAGGGAUCACAAGCACAGUCGACAAAAAACAGACGAGAAAAGACGAGUGCUACUGUCGCGGUUAUGCAAGCUCUUCUCUCGACAAAACGACAAAGACAGAAGCCAAGAUGGGACAGAACGGCAAAAAAAAACGCG
Molecule: messenger RNA, 4406 nt
Organism: Vitrella brassicaformis
Lineage: Eukaryota; Vitrellaceae
Source: the annotation of a GenBank genome assembly